CGACCAUUAUGUUGCCUUGGAAGAAGAACAAGUUUGAGCUGAUAGAGGAAGAGAAGCUGCCGUCCAAGCAGAAGGGUUAUGCCGUCAGUCUCAACUACUCGGCGCUCACUUCGUUCGCCAAAUCCUGCCCGGAGAGCGCGCUCAACCGAGUCGGCAGCAUGUUCAAAUCCAAGAGGAAAAAGGUGAGAAUCACCAGCGAGGACCCCACGUACACGGUCCUGUACCUGGGCAACGCCACCACCAUCCAGUCCAAGGGGGAGGGAUGCACGGACGUGGCCGUCAGCAAGAUCUGGGGCAAGAGCGAGAUGGGCAAGAACGGCACCAAGAUGAAACUCACCAUCAGCUCGCACGGUAUCCGGAUGGUGCACGUGGACGAGAAGGCAAAGCGACCGGGACAUUUGUAUUUAUUGCACCGAAUCACAUACUGCGUCGCAGACCCGCGGCUCCCCAAGAUCUUCGCCUGGGUCUACCGGCACGAGAUGAAGCACAAGGCGGUGAUGCUGCGCUGCCACGCCGUGCUGGUGUCCAAGCCGGAGAAGGCGAAGGCCAUGGCGCUGCUCCUGUACCAGACCUCGGCGACAGCUCUGGCGGAGUUCAAGCGGCUCAAGAGAAGGGACGACGCCAGGCACCAGCAGCAGCAGCUGAUCGGGGAGCAGACGAUCCCUCUGGUGCCCCUGAGGAAGCUGCUCAACGGACAGUGCUGCUACAAGCCGCCGGUGGAGCGCAGCAGGAGCGCACCCAAACUGGGCUCCAUCACGGAGGACUCGGUCGGAGAGGAAGAGGAGGAGAAAGCGACGCACUUCGAGUGCGAGGAUAUUCUGGACACGGACGACGACUGCGUGGCCAACGGCAAGCAGCAACAACAACUGUGCCAGAUUAUCAACGAUUUGGGCUGCAUGAGUAUCGGGAACGACGUGCAGACGCUGAAGGCUGACCUGAGGGUGACUCGCCUGCUGUCCGGGGAGAGCACUGGCAGCGAGUCCUCCAUAGACAGCAACCAAGAGCCUGUGUGUGUCCCCAAUGGCAUACUGGAUGGAAAAAUGCAGGAGGUCGGCUGACUUGCCUUUAAUAAACUCGUUUCAUGUAGCCGGACACUUGGAUUCAAAGGCAGACUGCUGCUUACCCAGACAGCACCCUUCAUAGUUAGGCAGCUCACUGAUUAGGAAAACCCCAAAAUGCUGUCUAGGAUGGCAUGAAGGCCAUGGAGUAGAUUAUUUAAUCCACCAGAGCUGCAAUAAGACGCUUAAAGUCUCUGAAAGAGGUUUUAGGAAAGAUCUUGUUUACCUCAAGGAAAUGCUUUUAAAUAAGAAACACAACAGUCCUAAAUAUAUAUGUAACUCAUUUCCCUUUCUCUCUUUCAUUCUUAUGGAAGAACUGUCUAAAUCUACUGAAUGUGUUACAAAGCUUUCCUUUUAUGUUCCGUUUGUAUGUUUUUGAUUUUGCACUAGGGUGAAAUUCAGACAAGUAUUACGUUAUUAUUUAUGUGCAUAACAUUAUUUUCCUAUGAAUGUUUAUACAGACAUGUUUAAUCUUUGCUGUGCAAAAGAGAAAAUAUCCUGAUGUACAGAGAUGUAUAUAAUGUGUAAACAAAAUGCAUUAUUUUUUAAAGAAUGUGGUUGUUUGUUUCUGUAAACACCAAUAAAAAUGUCAAACGUA
This is a messenger RNA of Myxocyprinus asiaticus (Chinese sucker), 1656 nucleotides long. RefSeq names its product family with sequence similarity 43 member A (gene fam43a). The coding region runs from base 9 to 1058 and encodes 349 amino acids. The transcript has a single exon. Lineage: Eukaryota; Metazoa; Chordata; Actinopteri; Cypriniformes; Catostomidae. The record is from RefSeq and is a predicted model, not a curated record.